This is a messenger RNA of Symbiodinium sp. CCMP2592, 663 nucleotides long. The record is from the annotation of a GenBank genome assembly. Lineage: Eukaryota; Dinophyceae; Suessiales; Symbiodiniaceae.
AUGGCUGUGGAGGCGCAGCUCUCGGGCACUCUUGUGGGAUACGACUUGGGAUUUUACACAGAGACUUUCAUGAAUACCAAUGACUGGCGCAGUCGACAGGAUCUUUUCCCGGUCGGAGAUCUGCUCUUCACUGUGAUCUUUGCCCUGGAUGUUAUUGUUCGAAUUAUUGUUCUUCGCUGUGCUUUCUGGACGGUCAAAAUGAACUAUCUCGACGUGGUGGUGACCGUCAUCUCUGUCGUCGAAGUGGUCGUUGUAUACUCGUCCCCAACACUGCUUGAGGAUGUGAAUGUCAACCCAGUUCUCUUUCGGCUCCUUCGCCUCGGCAAGCUCGCGAGGGCGGUGCGGAUGGUGACGAUGAACAGCGUGCUCAAUUCCUUGCAGAUCUUGACCAGGUGCUUGGCCUCAAGUGCCACAAUGCUCUUUUGGAGCUUUUGCCUGCUGACUUUCUUCCAGUGUGUUUUUGGCAUGGUGGCCAGCACACUCUGCCGAGAUUUCAUCACCGAUGAGACGCAGAAUCUCCACUAUCGAGAAGAGGUCUUCCUCUACUUCGGGACCUUCACACGGACCUUUCUCACAAUGUUCGAAAUCCUCUUCGCAAAUUGGGCAGUGCCCUGCCGCCUUCUGAUGGAGAACAUCAGUGAGUGGUUCUCGACGCCCGGAUAA